Molecule: messenger RNA, 7652 nt
Organism: Plodia interpunctella (Indianmeal moth)
Lineage: Eukaryota; Metazoa; Arthropoda; Insecta; Lepidoptera; Pyralidae
Gene: Kdm2
Product: Lysine demethylase 2
Exons: 21
Coding region: 109-3156 (1015 amino acids)
Biological process (GO): regulation of transcription by RNA polymerase II; protein demethylation
Molecular function (GO): zinc ion binding; protein binding; DNA binding
Source: RefSeq, a predicted model, not a curated record
UCGACUAUUGCAAAUGGUGGAUUGCGUUACUUUUUCUCGUGCUCUGUGUAAAAUAUUUACGUAAAAUAGUGAUAAUUUUGCGUUGCAGUGUUUCUGACUAACACAAACAUGUCGGAAACACUGCCGAGUGCUAAAAAACAAGUUCCGCGGCAGCUGCGUGAACGUAAGCAAAGGAAACUCUAUUCAGACGAAUGGGCUCUUGGUGAUGAUGAAGCUGAGGGUGGUCGAGGGUUCUCCCUGGCUGACAAGCUGGAGAGCCCCAGAUUCGAGCAUUCUGGUUCGAUUCUGGAGAUGCACGGCUCUGAGAUCACUGUUGCAUAUCUGCAGAAAAAUGGCUUCACCACUCCACUUCUGUUCAAAGAAAAAACUGGAUUGGGAUUGAGGGUGCCCACCAGCAACUUCACAGUCAACGACGUCCGCAUGUGCGUCGGCUCCCGUCGCCUGCUCGACGUCAUGGACGUCAACACGCAGAAGAACAUUGAGAUGACCAUGAAGGACUGGCAGCGCUAUUACGACGACCCGAACAAGGAGCGUCUUCUGAACGUGAUAUCCCUGGAGUUCUCUCACACAAGGCUAGAGAACUACGUGCAAGCGCCACGUAUUGUGAGACAGAUUGACUGGGUGGAUACUGUGUGGCCGCGGCAUUUGAAAGAUCAGCAGACUGAAUCCACAAACGCGCUUGACGAUAUGAUGUACCCAAAAGUUCAGAAGUACUGUUUGAUGUCAGUGAAAGGGUGCUACACUGAUUUCCACAUUGAUUUUGGUGGUACCUCUGUUUGGUAUCACAUUUUGAGAGGGGCGAAAGUAUUCUGGUUGAUUCCGCCGACUGAGAAAAAUCUACAGCUGUAUGAAAAAUGGGUGCUUUCCGGGAAGCAGUCUGAUGUGUUCUUUGGUGACACCGUUGAGAAGUGUAUCAGGGUUCAUCUACAAGCGGGCUACACAUUCUUCAUCCCGACGGGUUGGAUCCACGCUGUGUACACUCCAAGUGAUUCGCUUGUGUUCGGCGGCAACUUCCUGCAUCAGUUCGGUAUUGAGAAGCAACUCAAGAUUGCACAAGUAGAGGAUGUUACUAAGGUGCCCCAGAAGUUCCGCUACCCGUUCUUCACGGAGAUGCUGUGGUAUGUGAUGGACCGCUACGUCAGCAGCCUGCUGGGCCGCUCGCACCUGUCCGCCGAGACUCUGUCCGCGCCGCUCGCCGCGCCCAAGGACCACGUGCAUCUCACGCAGCACGAGCUGCAUGGGCUCAAGGCGAUAGUGAUGUACUUACACCAGCUUCCGGCCGCCAGGAAGUCGGUGCCGGAGCUGCUGUCGGAACCAAUCGCCUUGAUCAGGGACGUGCGCACGCUGGUGGAGCAGCACAGACAUGACAAACAACAUCUAGCUAUCACCGGAGUGCCUAUAUUGAAAGGUCCGGACGAGGCGGCGCUGCCGGAGCGGCGACAGUCGAGCGCGCGGGGGCGCGGGGGGCGCGGCGCCCCCGCGCGCGCGCGCCCCGACCACGCGCACAACGCGCCCCGUCGCCGCAGGACCAGAUGCAAGAGAUGUGAGGCUUGCCAACGAACCGAUUGCGGCGAAUGCGUGUUCUGUCACGACAUGGUCAAAUUCGGGGGCCUGGGCCGCGCCAAGCAGACCUGCAUCAUGCGGCAGUGUCUACAGCCGAUGCUGCCGGUGACGGCGUCAUGCGCAGUUUGUCACCUGGACGGCUGGAUGCAGACGCCAGUGGCGCCGCAGGCCAAGGGUAACUCCGGUCGCAACGGCCCCUCGUGCCUCCGCGAAUGCUCAGUGUGCUACAGCAUAGUGCACCCGUCGUGUGUGCCCCCCGGCGGCCAGAUCAACGAGGACCUGCCCAACUCCUGGGAGUGCCCCGUGUGCACGCAGAUGGGGCUCACGCAGGACUACAAGCCCCGUCACUUCCGCGCGCGUCAGAAAUCCUCGGACCUUCGGCGCAUGAGUGUCGGGUCAGAUGUCAGUCAGCUUGGACAGCACCAUGGCAAUAUGCAGAACAAGCUGCCGCCGCCGGCCGUUGCUGUGAAGUCUGAGGCGAACUCCGACACAGAGGCCAAGAAUGAUGUCUCCCAUAUCAAGUCUGAGGAUGAAAUCAAACGCGAAGAGGAAGGCCUAUCUCCCGGGGAACUAGGAUCCUGUGAGGGUGAGGGCACCUGGGAACCCCUGUCCAAGAAGCGGCGGCCCUCGGACGAAGACGACGCCCCUAAAAAACACGCGCUGAGGGCGCACCACGCUUUGCAGAUCACACAUCACACGUCUAAGGUGCUAAAGAAGCCGCUGUACCCGGUGCGUCCGGCGCCGCCGCCGCCGGCCGCGGGCGCGCCGGGCGGCGGCGGCGCGUGGCUGGAGCGCGCGGCCGUGCUGCGCGUGUUCGCCAAGCUGUCGCCCGCCGACCUCGCCACCUGCGCGCUCGUCUGCAAGGCCUGGGCCGAGUACUCGAUGGAUCCAUCAUUAUGGCGGAGCAUGUCGUUCGUACAAGUGAGAGUGUCCGCGGCACAACUCGCGGGCAUCGCCAGGAGGCAGCCCCUGUCCCUGGGGCUUGAGUGGUGCCAUCUGGCGAGGAGACAGUUGGCUUGGUUGCUAGCACGAUUGCCCGCCCUACGUUCGCUGUCGCUGGCCGGGUCCCCGGCGGAGGCCGCGCUGGCGCUGCGCUCGUCCUCGUGUCCCCCCCUCACCUCCCUCGACCUCUCCUUCGCCCGCUGUCUCGACGACGCCAAACUCCGGGGCAUCUUAGCCCCGCCCGAGAACUCCAGACCCGGCGGCGGGGCCAGGACCGGAGCGGAGCCCAGUAGGCUGGCGGCCUUGUCCGUGCUGAGGCUGCCCGGGACCGAUAUCACUGAUGUCGCUAUGAGAUAUGUUGUACAGGCAUUACCAAAGUUGGUGGAGCUAGACGCGUCGUCUUGCGCGCGGCUAACAGACGCUGGCGCGGCGCAGCUGGCGCACCACACGCUGCAGCGGCUGUCGCUGGCGGGCUGCCGGCUGCUGACCGAGUGUGCGCUCGACCACCUCGCUCGCUGUGUCAACCUCGUCAGGUUGGAUCUCAGGCACGUGCCGCUGGUGUCGACACAAGCGGUGAUAAAAUUCGCCGCCAAAUCCAAACACAACUUGCACGUGCAAGACGUGAAGCUAGUGGAGCUGCGGAAAACUUGAUCCGAGGAACCAAUUGUGAUAUAGACAUUACGCAGUGGUGGGGAUGUGACUGAUAUACACCCAAAGUGCGAUAAGUGAAUGAAUCAAUUUGUAUUACUGUGUUUUUAAAGUUUCCUGAGUCAGUGAGGAAAUCCUAAAGAACAGUCAUUUGUGAAGGAGUAAGUUCUGCAUUAAUUUUUCAAUUUGUCUACAAUAAAUUUAUCGAUAGUGUUUCUUUGGAAACUGUUAUGGUAGGAUUUUGAAACAAUGUUUCAGCCAUUAGUGAUUGGGAAGUGAUCUACCAAAUGAGGUAAUUAUUCCCAGAUUUGACAAUAUUUCUACUAAGAAUUUUAGUAGAUUUUUAGUUUGGAAACGCGCAUUGGCAUUUUGUACAUAAAUUUUACAGCAGUGACAUAUCAAAAACAGAUUUCCAUAAAAUAAAUGUAAUUUAAAUCAAAGACUUGAGUAAGCGUAUUCUAAUGCUGAGAUACGAUUUAAAAUGAUUAGUGAUUUUUUUGAAGACGUCAAUAUUUAGUCCCAAAAAGACGUUUUGAUAAACAAAAUUUAUAGAAAAAUUAACUGAAUAAUUUUAGCCCAAUUCCUCUUUGUGUGUGAAUUAGUUUGAUUUCUAUUCUAUUGGUAUGUUUUUUGAAUUGUUAGUUACUUUAAGCUAGUAUAAUUUAGGUAGUCAACACCAUAAUACCUAAACAUAACAUUGCUCAAUGUCUACAAAAUCUAUCGCACCAUUAUUCGCACCUUGCUAAUCGAAUUUUAUUUUUGACAAAUAGCCUACAUUUGCGUUCCUUGACAAAUUUCAACUUUGUCUUCAUAAAUAUAAAGCUCGAAAUUGUAGAGAUAACUAAUAAUACCAAAUAAAAAAAUAGCUUAACAAUUUUGAGCUUUAUGUGUUUGGGUACAAAGCUGAAAUGAGUCAACGCGGAAUUCUAAUGCAAUGUAACAAUUCUGUUAGCAGCUCGACGGAGAUUGAAAACACGCAACGAUAUGAGAGAAAGAGCACUGAAGACAUACUUAAUGCAGUGCAUGUGAAUAAUAGCACGUUAAUUUGAAAACUCUUGGUUACAUCGAAAUGAAAUGCCAUCUAUGUACUUACGCUAUGACGUCAAGCUACUAUGAGCACUCAGUCAUAAUCUUAAGGCUUAAUUUAGCUUGUAAAUUAUGAAGCUACAGAAAUUUGAUGGCAAGGUUGCAAAUGAUUUUGUAGUCAAGACAUGUAUCUGAAAUAAAAGCAUUAAAUAAUCGAACAGUUCAUGAGAUAAAUUAUACUAGUUUCGAGCAUAUAUGGGUUUACUACCAGUACUUUUCGAAUUUCAUCCUAAAAAGUCGUAAAUUUAACUAAUAAAUGGGUUUGUGCCAGGACUAUUUGGGACGAAAAUGGGAAAAUAUUGGGCAUAAACAAAUCUCUGGUUUUUAAUCGCAAUAUGCCCCGUGCCAACAAUUUUACAGCACAUUAUUACUGCACAAUUGAUGAGUAUAUGAAAGUUGUGUAUAUUAAUUUUAUUGCAUGUUGUUGCAUUGUAUUAUAUUUUAUCUUUAAGGCAUCCACUCACUACUCAUUUUAGACAGAAAAUAAACACUGAAGCAAAUCCAUAACUUUGAACUUUAAUUUUGACUCUGUUGGUAUCAUAAGAACUGAGCUAUGUGAGUGAGUCCAAGUAAUAUUGUAUUACAUUGUAAAGUCAAUAUUAGUUAUCCAGGUCACACAAAUAUAUGUUUAGUUAUAUGAUUUGGAUAAGUUGACAGUAAAAAUGUGACGGUAUGUCUAUUGUGUUUAGUGUGUACCUGCCCUUAGUUUUGUUUCGCCAAGCCUGCUGUGAGAGGCUUCAACAUUGACUGAAAUUCUAAAUCCCUAACAGAUACCAUUCAAAAUGAAUUGUAUGCCCUAACCAACUUGUGUUUAAAAUUGUUUUUGUUUUAUAAAUGUUAUCACAUCACAUCUCUGUAUUUGUAUAUUUUAUAAUCUUCAUCCCUAGAAUAAUCAUACAAUUUAUUCUUACAUUUGUACAUCUCAACAAUACAUAUAUUUUCUAUUUACAUAAGAUGAAGAUGCGCAAAAUUCUGUGUAAUAUUCAUAUCGUGUUUGGUACAUUUUACUUCGCUCUGAGGGAAAACAAAAUACAAGUUGGUUUUAACAUAAAUGUCAUUCAUUGUAUCAAUUGAAAACACUUAUUUUGUAAAUAGCAAAUUAUUUAUUACACACAGAUUGAUAAAGCAUUAUUUUAUUUCAUGACAAUUCUAAAUUGCUUAGGUUGUAUUAUGUUUAGUUCUAGUCGCUUUAUAGGUUAAGCUGUUACGAGUACUAUAUGUGUAAAUAAAUAUAAUUUUGUGGGAAUCCAAGCAUCAAUCAUUUCUGUUUGAGGAAAAAUAGCUGUUGACAAAUAAUUAGCGCCAUUUCGCUUUGCUUGAAAUUGAACUCAGAUGGAUAUAUGAACGCAUGAUACGAACGUCUGUCAUUGUAAUUAUUAUCUUUUUUUAAUUACAAUCUAUCGAAGGUUGAGUUACGAAGGAUAAAGGCAUCCACAGCGUUACGUGGCAUGUUACAGGCGCUUUCUGGGAUGAUGCUCAUAUUUAGGUGUGCUUUGCCAAAAAAAAGAGACCUGCAAUAGCAUUGCAUUCUAUUUUGUGGAGUGACGCAGCCUUUUUUGUAUUAUAAGAAAAAAAUAUUGUGUUCCCUAAGUUUUGAACAAUUUUAUUGUUGGUAAUAAUUAUUAAUUGCUUUUUCCAACAAUAUAGUUCCUAAAGCUUUUUAUUUAUUUGACGAAAACUUAGAUUUUAUUGUCUUUUUAAAAUCAAAUCGAGAGUUGCAAAAUUUCUAUAACGCAUUGUAUAUUAAUUACUGUGAAAAUAGUUUAUUGCUACAUUUUGUAUAAGAAACAAGAUGCAUCUCAUUUCUCUUUGCCAAAUAUGUAUCUAUUCAUUUUUUACGUUACUUUAUGUCUCAUACUUUAUACUGUAUGACAAUAUACACUGAUACAGUUAUGUAGGACGCACAUAAUACCAUAGACUUUUGAAAAAUCGCCAGUAUUUUUUUUUACACUUUGACCAUUGUAUUAAUUAACCGUAAUUUUUAAACGGGCGGACCUAAUCGUUGAUACAGUAUGUAUAUUUUUUGUAAUAAAUGCACAAUGAUAAAAUUUGACAACAAAAACAUGAGAGUGCCUUUAAAAUAAUAUUAGUAAUUAACCAAAAAUCUCUUUAUUAAUAACAACAAAAGUGAACCGUAAUAUUGUUCGGUAAUGAUCUUUACGAAUACACAUUCUAAUAGUUUAGCCUUAUUCAGUCCUUUUCCCAAGGCUAAAUAAUUGUGAGCCAGGUGGCAAAAAAAUCUGCUACGGUUAGUUCUGCCUGUUUUAAAGCUUCACCAACAAUAAUCAUAAUGUAAAUUAUAGUCCACGAACAAUCGACAUAGUUUGUAAGCACACCGACUCUGGUCAUACAGGCGGGGUCGGCGGCCGCCUAUAGUAUUAGUUUUCACAUGCGUCUGGAUAAAUUACAACCAAAUGUGUACGUUUAUCGAAUUGUAAAGUCGUGUCCGAUGCCUUUAGGCGACUGGAAUACCCAGAACACCAGCGUUAGCAAUUACACACUCGAAAAGAAAGAUCGAAUUAAACAAAAGUACUAUGUAAAUCACAAUAAAAAAAAGUUCCGUUGAAAAUUGUACCUUUACUUUUCGAUGGAUUUGUAGAACAAUUUUCAUGAUAUUUUAGGUUUUGAUUAUAGCCAAUUAAAGUUAAUCGCAUGUACAUAUAAAUAGUAUUAUAUUUUAAACAUGCAUUUCACGUUGGUAUAUGAUUCUGAUUCUAGCAAUUUUUUUUGUUUAUUCGAUAAGCGGAAAUAUUUGGUUGUACUUUACCGUCCUGUUGUGUUUUUUGAUCCCAUAGUGACUAGUGUCUAUGAAACCUAAUUACUGAGCUAGUUUUAAGAAUUGUGUGCCUCAGUGUAUAGACAAAUAGCAAUAGGGAUGAAUCGUUGAUAAAAUUAUAUUAAAUUAAAUAUCAUCAUUAACCACACCAAUAUCAAAACGUGUGGCUAAUGAUUUUAUUUCUUAUUUUUUAAGAUAAUUAUAAUAUUAUUUAGUGUCUUAAGUGGCCUUCAUGCGAGUUUUAAUACGUUUAGGGGCAAUUUCGUAUAAUAACUACCAUCAUUAAAAUGUUUAAGUAUAGAGGAAUAAACUUAAGUGGUCCAGCGAUGGUGUCGACAUUUUAUAUAUGAGUAUGUAUGUACACAAGAUACGUUAAACUUAAAACUCCCCUCUUGUCGUUGGGGGUAAAAAAAAAAGUGACAACUUCUACUUUUGGACAUUUUAGUGAUGGGCGUUGAUGUAGUUUUUGAUAACAGGCUCGCAUGCUGGCUGUCGUUGGCGACAUGAAAGGUGAUAUUAAAGCCAAUGGCUAGGUUAACUAGCGAUAUUAUUGCGAAAUGAUGCGAUUACAAUCAGUAACAUUGUAUCAUUGGUUACCAUAAGCACUUAUAGUAUUUGAAAUAAAUAUUUACAAUGA